This is a messenger RNA of Peromyscus eremicus (cactus mouse), 10892 nucleotides long. RefSeq names its product CUB and Sushi multiple domains 2 (gene Csmd2). The record is from RefSeq and is a predicted model, not a curated record. The transcript has 70 exons. NCBI's taxonomy places the organism in Eukaryota, Metazoa, Chordata, Mammalia, Rodentia, Cricetidae. Bases 1 to 10842 code for a protein of 3613 amino acids.
AUGCCGCGCUCGCGGGCACCGGAGCAGGGAUGUUGCGGCUGCCCGGCAGGGAGGGCUCGCGGCGAAACCGGGAUUUGGGCGCUUGUGCCGGGCACUGGGAGUCGCUGGGGCCGCCCGCCGCCACCACCGCCGCCGCCGCCGCCGCCGCCACCGCCGCCACUACUGCUGCUGCUGGGCUGGGGGCUGCUCAGUGCCUCGGCUGCCGCGGGCCAGAACUGCACAUUCCAACUGCAAGGCCCCAAUGGGACGGUGGAGAGCCCAGGGUUCCCUUAUGGCUACCCCAACUAUGCCAACUGCACAUGGACCAUCACCGCAGAGGACCAGCACAGGAUCCAGCUCGUUUUCCAGUCCUUUGCCCUGGAAGAGGACUUCGAUGUCCUGUCAGUGUUUGAUGGCCCACCCCAGGCAGAGAACCUUCGAACAAGGCUCACCGGCUUUCAGCUACCAGCCACCAUAGUCAGCGCGGCCAGCACCUUGUCCCUGAGUCUCAUCAGUGACUAUGCAGUCAGCGCCCAGGGCUUUCGUGCCAGCUAUGAAGUUCUCCCGAGCCACACUUGUGGGAACCCGGGGAGGCUGCCCAAUGGCGUCCAGCAAGGCUCCACCUUCAACCUGGGGGACAAAGUCCGCUACAGCUGCAACCCUGGCUUCUUUCUGGAAGGCCACGCGGUGCUCACGUGCCAUGCCAGCUCCGAGAACAGCGCCACGUGGGACUUCCCUCUGCCUUCCUGCCGAGCGGAUGAUGCCUGUGGCGGGACCCUGCGGGGCCAGAGUGGCAUCAUCUCCAGCCCCCACUUUCCCGCUGAGUAUCAUAACAAUGCUGACUGCACAUGGACCAUCCUGGCUGAGCUUGGGGACACCAUUGCCCUGGUCUUUAUUGACUUCCAGCUGGAGGACGGCUAUGACUUCCUGGAGGUCACAGGGACCGAAGGCUCCUCUCUCUGGUUUACCGGAGCCAGCCUCCCAGCCCCUGUCAUCAGCAGUAAAAACUGGCUGCGGCUACACUUCACAUCAGAUGGCAACCACCGGCAGCGUGGCUUCAGCGCCCAGUACCAAGUGAAGAAGCAAAUUGAACUGAAGUCUCGAGGCGUGAAGCUGAUGCCCAGCAAAGACAACAACCAGAAGACGUCUGUGUUAACUCAGGUUGGUGUGUCCCAAGGACAUAACAUGUGUCCAGACCCUGGAGUACCCGAAAGGGGCAAAAGACUAGGCUCAGACUUCAGGCUAGGAUCCAGCGUCCAGUUCACCUGCAAUGAAGGUUAUGACCUGCAAGGGUCCAAGCGGAUCACCUGCAUGAAAGUGAGCGACAUGUUUGCAGCCUGGAGCGACCACAGGCCGGUCUGCCGAGCCCGCAUGUGUGAUGCCCACCUCCGAGGCCCCUCGGGCGUCAUCACUUCCCCCAACUUCCCCAUUCAGUAUGAUAACAACGCACACUGUGUGUGGGUCAUCACAGCACUCAACCCCGCCAAGGUGAUCAAGCUGGCCUUUGAAGAGUUCGAUUUAGAGAGGGGCUAUGACACCCUGACAGUCGGGGAUGGUGGGCAGGAUGGGGACCAGAAGACAGUCCUCUACAUCCUGACAGGUACAUCGGUCCCAGACCUCAUCGUCAGCACCCAUCAUCAAAUGUGGCUCCUCUUCCAGAGCGACAGCAGUGGCAGUUCCCUGGGAUUCAAGGCUUCCUACGAAGAGAUCGAACAGGGCAGUUGCGGAGACCCUGGCAUACCUGCCUAUGGCCUGAGAGAAGGCUCUCGCUUUCGCCAUGGUGACACACUCAAGUUUGAAUGCCAGCCUGCCUUUGAGCUGGUGGGGCAGAAAUCAAUCACGUGCCAAAAGAAUAACCAGUGGUCGGCUAAGAAGCCAGGCUGUGUGUUUUCCUGUUUCUUCAACUUCACCAGCCCCUCUGGAAUCGUCCUGUCUCCCAACUACCCUGAGGACUACGGCAACCAUCUCCACUGCGUCUGGCUUAUCCUGGCCCGGCCUGAGAGCCGCAUCCAUCUGGCCUUCAAUGACAUCGAUGUGGAGCCUCAGUUUGAUUUCCUAGUCAUCAAAGACGGAGCCAGCGCUGAGGCCCCAGUUCUUGGCACCUUCUCAGGAAAUCAGCUCCCCUCCUCCAUCACCAGCAGUGGCCACGUGGCCCGUCUGGAGUUCCAGACUGACCACUCCACGGGGAAGAGGGGCUUCAACAUCACCUUUACCACCUUCCGACAUAAUGAGUGCCCAGAUCCUGGCGUUCCAGUUAAUGGCAAGCGGUUUGGUGACAGUCUGCAGCUGGGAAGCUCCAUCUCCUUCCUGUGUGAUGAAGGCUUUCUCGGCACGCAAGGCUCUGAGACCAUCACCUGCGUUCUGAAGGAGGGCAGCGUGGUGUGGAACAGCGCCGUGCUGCGCUGUGAAGCUCCCUGUGGUGGUCACCUGACUUCGCCCAGUGGGACCAUCCUCUCUCCAGGCUGGCCUGGCUUCUACAAAGACGCCUUGAGCUGUGCCUGGGUGAUAGAGGCUCAGCCUGGAUACCCCAUCAAAAUUACGUUCGACAGGUUUAAAACCGAAGUCAACUACGACACCCUGGAAGUGCGAGACGGACGGACAUACUCAGCACCUUUGAUUGGCGUUUACCACGGGACCCAGGUGCCCCAGUUCCUCAUCAGCACCAGCAACUACCUCUAUCUCCUCUUCUCUACCGACAAGAGUCACUCAGACAUUGGCUUCCAGCUCCGCUAUGAGACUGUCACACUGCAGUCAGACCACUGUCUGGACCCGGGGAUCCCCGUCAAUGGACAGCGUCAUGGAAACGACUUCUAUGUGGGUGCUCUGGUGACCUUCAGCUGUGACUCAGGCUACACAUUAAGCGAUGGGGAACCCCUGGAGUGUGAGCCGAAUUUCCAAUGGAGUCGGGCCCUUCCUAGCUGUGAAGCUCUCUGUGGUGGCUUCAUUCAAGGCUCCAGUGGCACCAUCUUGUCACCCGGGUUCCCUGACUUCUACCCCAACAACUUGAACUGCACCUGGGUCAUUGAGACGUCACACGGCAAGGGGGUGUUCUUCACCUUCCACACCUUCCACCUGGAGAGCGGCCAUGAUUACCUCCUCAUCACUGAGAACGGCAGCUUCUCCCAGCCCCUGAGGCAGCUAACCGGUUCGAGGCUGCCAGCACCCAUCAGCGCUGGGCUCUAUGGCAACUUCACCGCCCAGGUCCGCUUCAUCUCUGAUUUCUCCAUGUCCUAUGAAGGAUUCAACAUCACCUUCUCAGAAUAUGACCUGGAGCCCUGUGAGGAGCCUGAGGUCCCAGCCUACAGCAUCCGGAAGGGCUUACAGUUUGGUGUGGGCGACACCCUGACCUUCUCCUGCUUCCCCGGGUACCGUCUGGAGGGCACGGCCCGCAUCACGUGCCUGGGGGGCAGACGGCGCCUGUGGAGCUCGGCUCUGCCAAGGUGUGUUGCGGAGUGUGGGAACUCGGUCACGGGCACUCAGGGCACUUUGCUGUCCCCCAACUUUCCUGUGAACUACAAUAACAAUCACGAAUGUAUCUACUCCAUCCAGACCCAGCCGGGAAAGGGGAUUCAACUUAAAGCCAAGGCAUUUGAACUCGCGGAAGGAGACCUCCUCAAGGUCUAUGAUGGCAGUAACAACUCCGCCCGUUUGCUGGGGGUCUUCAGCCGCUCUGAGAUGUUGGGGGUGACUUUGAACAGCACAUCCAGCAGCUUGUGGCUCGACUUCAUCACAGAUGCCGAAAACACCAGCAAAGGCUUUGAACUUCAGUUCUCUAGUUUCGAACUCAUCCGAUGUGAGGACCCAGGGACCCCACAGUUUGGCUACAAGGUUCACGAUGGAGGUCAUUUUGCAGGGAGCUCUGUGACCUUCAGCUGUGACCCUGGCUACAGUCUUCGGGGCAAUGAGGAGCUGAUGUGUCUGAGUGGGGAACGCAGGACCUGGGACCGACCACUGCCCACCUGUGUCGCUGAGUGUGGAGGGACAGUGAGAGGAGAGGCCUCAGGGCAGGUACUGUCGCCUGGGUACCCAGCCCCCUAUGAACACAAUCUCAACUGCAUCUGGACCAUCGAGGCAGAUGCCGGAUGCACCAUUGGGCUCCACUUCCUUGUGUUUGACACAGAAGAGGUCCACGAUGUGCUACGCAUCUGGGAUGGGCCUGUGGAAAGUGGGGUGCUCCUCAAGGAGCUGAGUGGCCCGAUGCUGCCCAAGGACCUGCACAGCACCUUCAACUCAGUUGUUCUGCAGUUCAGCACGGAUUUCUUCACCAGCAAGCAGGGCUUUGCCAUUCAGUUCUCAGUGUCCACAGCCACAUCCUGCAACGACCCUGGAGUCCCGCAGAACGGGAGCCGGAGUGGCGACAGCUGGGAGGCCGGUGACUCCACGGUGUUCCAGUGUGACCCAGGCUAUGCGCUGCAGGGAAGCGCAGAGAUCAGCUGCGUGAAGAUCGAGAACAGAUUCUUCUGGCAGCCCAGCCCGCCCACGUGCAUCGCUCCUUGUGGGGGAGACCUAACUGGACCAUCAGGAGUCAUCCUGUCACCAAACUACCCAGAACCCUACCCACCAGGCAAGGAGUGUGACUGGAGGGUGACCGUCUCUCCCGACUACGUCAUCGCCCUGGUAUUUAACAUAUUUAACUUGGAGCCUGGCUAUGAUUUUCUUCACAUCUAUGAUGGACGGGACUCUCUCAGCCCUCUCAUAGGAAGCUUCUAUGGCUCACAGCUCCCAAGCCGUAUUGAAAGCAGCAGCAACAGCCUCUUCCUAGCCUUCCGCAGUGAUGCAUCUGUCAGCAAUGCCGGCUUUGUUAUUGACUACACAGAAAACCCAAGAGAGUCAUGUUUUGACCCCGGUUCCAUCAAGAAUGGCACUCGAGUGGGCUCUGACCUGAAGCUGGGCUCUUCCAUCACCUACUACUGCCACGGAGGCUACGAGGUUGAGGGUGCCUCCACCCUGAGCUGCAUCCUGGGGCCUGAUGGGAAGCCACUGUGGAACAACCCAAGACCAGUCUGCACAGCUCCCUGUGGUGGACAGUAUGUGGGUUCAGAUGGAGUGGUCCUGUCCCCAAACUACCCCCAGAACUACACCAGUGGACAGACAUGCUUGUAUUUUGUCACCGUGCCUAAGGACUACGUGGUGUUUGGCCAGUUUGCCUUCUUCCAUACAGCCCUCAACGACAUAGUGGAGGUCCAUGACGGCUACAGCCAGCACUCCCGGCUACUCAGCUCUCUCUCAGGCUCUCACACAGGAGAGUCGCUGCCCUUGGCCACCUCCAAUCAAGUUCUCAUUAAGUUCAGCGCCAAAGGCCAAGUACCGGCCAGGGGUUUCCACUUUGUCUACCAAGCGGUGCCCCGAACCAGUGCCACGCAAUGCAGUUCUGUGCCAGAACCCCGCUAUGGCAAAAGGCUGGGCAGUGACUUCUCUGUGGGGGCCAUCAUUCGCUUCGAGUGCAACUCAGGCUACGCCCUCCAGGGGUCCCCAGAAAUCGAGUGCCUCCCUGUGCCUGGGGCAUUAGCCCAGUGGAAUGUCUCUGCACCAACCUGUGUGGUGCCCUGUGGUGGCAACCUCACUGAACGCAGGGGCACCAUCCUGUCCCCUGGCUUCCCAGAACCCUACCUCAACAGCCUCAACUGCGUGUGGAAGAUCAUGGUCCCGGAAGGAGCUGGUAUCCAGAUUCAAGUCAUCAGUUUUGUCACAGAGCAGAACUGGGACUCUCUAGAAGUGUUUGAUGGAGCAGAUAACACCGUAACCAUGCUAGGGAGUUUCUCAGGAACAACAGUGCCUGCCCUCCUGAACAGCACCUCCAACCAGCUCUACCUCCACUUCUACUCCGACAUCAGCGUGUCUGCGGCCGGCUUCCACUUGGAGUACAAAACGGUGGGCCUGAGCAGUUGUCCUGAACCAGCUGUACCCAGUAACGGGGUGAAGACAGGAGAGCGCUACUUGGUGAAUGAUGUGGUCUCUUUCCAAUGUGAGCCAGGAUAUGCCCUCCAGGGCCAUGCCCACAUCUCCUGCAUGCCUGGAACUGUGCGUCGAUGGAACUACCCUCCUCCACUCUGCAUUGCGCAAUGUGGGGGAGAAGUGGAAGAGAUGGAGGGGGUGAUCCUGAGCCCUGGUUUCCCAGGCAACUACCCCAGUAACAUGGACUGUUCCUGGAAGAUCGUGCUGCCUGUCGGCUUUGGUGCCCACAUCCAGUUUUUGAACUUCUCCACGGAACCUAACCACGACUUCUUAGAAAUCCGGAGUGGUCCCUCUGAGACCAGCCGCAUGAUGGGCAGGUUCAGCGGAAGCGAGCUGCCGGGUUCCCUGCUCUCCACAUCCCACGAUACCACUGUGUACUUCCACAGCGACCACUCCCAGAACCGGCCAGGUUUCAAGCUGGAGUACCAGGCCUAUGAACUUCAGGAGUGUCCAGACCCAGAGCCUUUUGCCAAUGGCAUAGUGAGGGGAGCUGGCUAUAAUGUUGGCCAAUCGGUGACCUUCGAGUGCCUUCCGGGAUAUCAGCUGACUGGCCAGCCUGUCCUCACAUGUCAACAUGGCACCAAUCGGAACUGGGACCAUCCCCUACCCAGGUGUGAAGUCCCCUGCGGUGGGAACAUCACCUCUUUUAAUGGCACCGUGUACUCACCUGGCUACCCCAGCCCCUACUCCAGCUCCCAGGACUGUGUCUGGCUGAUCACUGUGCCCAUUGGCCAUGGUGUCCAUCUCAACCUCAGCCUGCUGCAGAUAGAACCCUUUGGAGACUACAUCACCGUCUGGGACGGGCCACAGCAGACGUCUCUACAGCUUGGUGUCUUCACCCGAAGUUUGUCCAAGAAAAUAGCACACAGCUCCUCUAACCAGGUCCUGCUCAAGUUCCACCGGGACACGGCCACAGGCGGGAUCUUCGCCAUCGCCUUCUCAGCGUAUCCACUCACCAAGUGUCCUCCCCCAACCAUCCUCCCCAACGCUGAAGUGGUCACAGAGAAUGAAGAAUUCAACAUAGGUGACAUCGUCCGCUACAGGUGCCUUCCAGGCUUUACCUUAGUGGGGAGUGAGAUCCUGACCUGCAAGCUGGGGACCUACCUGCAAUUUGAAGGUCCACCCCCAAUAUGCGAAGUGCACUGCCCAACCAACGAGCUUCUGACAGACUCCACAGGCGUGAUCCUUAGCCAGAGCUACCCCGGAAGCUACCCACAGUUCCAGACCUGCUCCUGGCUGGUGAGGGUGGAGCCAGAGUACAACAUCUCUAUCACGGUGGAGUACUUCCUCAGCGAGAAGCAGUAUGAUGAGUUUGAGAUCUUCGACGGUCCCUCGGGACAGAGUCCUCUACUGAAAGCUCUCAGUGGGAACUACUCAGCUCCUCUGAUCGUCACGAGCACAAGCAACUCUGUGUACCUGCGCUGGUCAUCUGACCACGCCUACAAUCGGAAGGGCUUUAAGAUUCGGUAUUCAGCUCCCUACUGCAGCCUGCCUAAGGCUCCACUCCACGGCUUCAUCCUGGGCCAGACAACCACCCAGCCGGGCGGCUCCAUCCACUUUGGCUGCGACACAGGCUACCGUUUGGUGGGACACAGCAUGGCCAUCUGUACCCGACACCCCCAAGGCUACCACCUGUGGAGUGAGGCCAUUCCUCUCUGUCAAGCUCUCUCCUGUGGUCUCCCCGAUGCUCCCAAAAAUGGCAUUGUGUUUGGCAAGGAGUACACCGUGGGGACUAAGGCUGUGUACAGCUGCAAUGAAGGCUACCACCUCCAGACGGGUUCUGAGGCCAGCGCCGAGUGUCUGGACACCGGCCUGUGGAGCAACAGCAACGUCCCCCCACAGUGUGUCCCUGUGACCUGCCCCGAUAUCAGCAGCAUCAGCGUGGAGCACGGCCGGUGGAGACUCAUCUUUGAGACCCAGUACCAGUUCCAGGCCCAGCUGAUGCUCAUCUGUGACCCUGGCUACUACUACACUGGCCAGAGGGUCAUCCGCUGCCAGGCCAAUGGGAGAUGGAGCUUGGGAGAGUCUAUGCCCACCUGCCAAAUCAUCUCCUGUGGAGAGCUCCCCACACCUCCAAGUGGGCACCGCAUUGGAACCAUGUCUGUCUACGGGGCAACUGCCAUCUUCUCCUGCAAUUCCGGAUACACGCUGGUGGGCUCCAGGGUGCGGGAGUGCAUGGCCAAUGGGCUCUGGAGUGGUUCUGAAGUCCGCUGCCUUGCUGGACACUGUGGGACCCCAGAGCCCAUUGUCAACGGGCACAUCAACGGGGAAAACUUCAACUACCGAGGCAGCGUGGUGUACCAGUGCAGCGCCGGCUUCCGCCUCAUCGGCAUGUCUGUGCGCAUCUGCCAGCAAGAUCAUCACUGGUCGGGCAAGACCCCUUUCUGUGUGCCGAUUACCUGUGGACACCCCGGCAAUCCAAUCAACGGCCUCACCCAGGGCAGCCAGUUCAACCUCAACGACGUGGUCAAGUUCGUUUGCAACCCAGGAUACAUAGCCGAGGGGGCUGCUCGGUCCCAGUGCCUGGCCAGUGGGCAGUGGAGUGACACCCUGCCUACCUGCAGAAUCAUCAACUGUACGGAUCCUGGGCACCAAGAGAACAGCGUCCGGCAGGUCCAUGCCAGCGGCCCCCACAGGUUCAGCUUUGGGACCACUGUGUCCUACCAGUGCAGCCACGGCUUCUACCUACUGGGCACACCUGCACUCAGCUGCCAGGGAGAUGGCACCUGGGACCGGCCCCGUCCACAGUGUCUCCUGGUGUCCUGUGGCCAUCCUGGCUCUCCACCUCAUGCCCAGAUGUCUGGAGACAGCUACAUAGUGGGGGCUGUGGUGCGUUACAGCUGCACGGGCAAGCGGACUCUGGUGGGAAACGCCACCCGCAUGUGUGGACUGGAUGGGCACUGGACAGGCUCCCUCCCCCACUGCUCAGGAACCAGCACAGGAGUUUGUGGUGACCCGGGGAUCCCAGCCCAUGGCAUCCGUCUAGGGGACAGCUUUACCCCGGGCAGUCUGAUGCGCUUCAGUUGUGAAGCUGGCCACGUGCUCCGAGGAUCUUCAGAGCGAACGUGCCAAGCCAAUGGCUCCUGGAGUGGGUCACAGCCUGAGUGUGGAGUGAUCUCUUGUGGGAACCCCGGAACGCCAAGCAAUGCCCGAGUGGUGUUCAGUGACGGUCUAGUGUUCUCCAGUUCCGUUGUCUAUGAGUGCCGUGAAGGCUACUAUGCCACGGGCCUGCUCAGCCGACACUGCUCCGUCAAUGGCACCUGGACAGGCAGCGACCCCGAGUGCACAGUCAUAAACUGUGGUGACCCCGGGAUUCCAGCCAAUGGCAUCCGGCUGGGCAAUGACUUCAGGUACAACAAAACUGUGACAUACCAGUGUGUCCCUGGCCACAUGAUGGAAUCACACCGAGUAUCUGUGCUGAGCUGCACCAAGGACCGGACAUGGAAUGGUACCAAGCCAGUUUGCAAAGCUAUCAUGUGCAAACCUCCUCAGCUCAUCCCUAACGGGAAAGUGGUGGGGUCUGACUUCAUGUGGGGCUCUAGUGUGAGUUAUGCCUGCCUGGAGGGGUACCAGCUCUCCCUGCCUGCCGUACUCACCUGCGAGGGAAAUGGAUCCUGGACCGGAGAGCUGCCUCAGUGUUUCCCCGUGUUCUGUGGAGAUCCGGGGGUCCCACCUCGAGGGAGGAGAGAAGACCGUGGUUUCUCGUACCGGUCAUCUGUGUCCUACUCCUGCCAUCCCCCCCUGGUACUGGUGGGCUCCCCGCGGAGGUUUUGCCAGUCGGAUGGGACGUGGAGCGGCACACAGCCCAGCUGCAUAGAUCCCACACUGACCACGUGUGCAGAUCCCGGCAUGCCGCAGUUCGGGGUACAGAACAGCUCCCAGGGCUACCAGGUUGGAAGCACAGUGCUCUUCCGUUGUCAGAAAGGUUACCUGCUUCAGGGCUCCACCACCAGGACCUGCCUUCCCAACCUGACCUGGAGCGGAACCCCACCUGACUGUGUCCCCCACCACUGCAAGCAGCCAGAGACGCCCACACACGCCAACGUCGGGGCACUGGACCUGCCAUCCAUGGGUUACACACUCAUCUACUCCUGCCAGGAGGGCUUCUCGCUCAGGGGUGGCUCUGAGCACCGUACCUGCAAAGCCGACGGGAGCUGGACAGGCAAGCCGCCCGUCUGCCUGGAGGUCCGGCCCAGUGGGAGACCCAUUAACACUGUGCGCGAGCCUCCACUCACCCAAGCCUCAGUUCCAGGAGAUGUCUUUGCCAAGAAUUCUUUGUGGAAAGGAGCCUAUGAGUACCAGGGGAAGAAACAGCCAGCCAUGCUUAGAGUGACUGGCUUCCAGGUAGCCAACAGCAAGGUCAACGCCACCAUGAUCGACCACAGUGGGGUGGAGCUGCACUUGGCAGGAAAUUAUAAGAAGGAAGAUUUUCGCCUCCUGCUUCAGGUCUACCAGGUCACGGGGCCUGUGGAGAGCUUUGUGAACAAGUUCAAAGACGACCACUGGGCAUUAGAUGGCCACGUCUCCUCAGAGUCUUCAGGAGGCACCUUCGUCUACCAAGGCUCCGUCAAGGGCCAAGGCUUUGGGCAGUUCGGCUUUCAAAGACUUGACCUCAGGCUGUUGGAGUCAGACCCCGAGUCCAUCGGCCGCCACUUUGCUUCCAACAGCAGCUCAGUGGCAGCUGCCAUCCUGGUGCCUUUCAUUGCCCUCAUCAUCGCGGGCUUCGUGCUCUAUCUCUACAAGCACAGGAGAAGACCCAAAGUUCCAUUCAACGGCUAUGCUGGUCACGAGAACACAAAUGUUCGGGCCACAUUUGAGAACCCCAUGUAUGACCGCAACAUCCAGCCCACAGACAUUAUGAACAACGAGGCGGAGUUCACAGUCAGCACAGUGUGUACUGCGGUAUAGCCCCCAGGCCUGGCUGCUACUGCCACCGCCACCGAGAGCCCCGCCGCCAG